Lemur catta (Ring-tailed lemur) is the source of this 6505-nucleotide messenger RNA. It is a transcript of the gene ZNF445, whose product is annotated as zinc finger protein 445. The transcript has 7 exons. The coding region runs from base 201 to 3296 and encodes 1031 amino acids. The record is from RefSeq and is a predicted model, not a curated record. Gene Ontology annotation, biological process: regulation of DNA-templated transcription. NCBI's taxonomy places the organism in Eukaryota, Metazoa, Chordata, Mammalia, Primates, Lemuridae.
GAGGCGGCGGCCGAGGCGGCGGUGGCGGGAGGAUCGACCGUCGGUCGGCGGCGAGAGUCCUCUCUUAACAGUGACUUCUGAUGUCCCAGCAAAUGGCAUCAUCCACUGCAGUGCUGAGAAGGUACUGCCGAGGACCCAGCAGCGCCACGGCUAAGGCAGACUUGUUUUGAGCUCUUCUGGGGAGGUCCUGAACGGGAGUGAUGCCUCCAGGCAGGUGGUGCACUGUCCAUCCAGCUCAGGCCCAGUCUUCAAGGGAGCGAGGACGCCUACAAAUGGUAAAGAAGGAAGAAGAGGAUGAAGGCUACACUUCGGUGCAGGCUGCCAGGCCACAGACUCUCAAUCGUCCUGGCCAGGAGCUGUUCCGCCAGCUCUUCAGGCAGCUUCGCUACCAUGAGUCUUCUGGGCCCCUAGAAACUCUGAGCCGGCUCCGGGAGCUCUGCCGCUGGUGGCUGAGGCCUGACGUUCUCUCCAAGGCACAGAUCCUGGAGCUGCUGGUGUUAGAGCAGUUCUUGAGCAUCCUGCCUGGGGAACUCCGGACCUGGGUGCAGCUCCAUCACCCUGAAAAUGGUGAGAAGGCUGUGGCCUUGCUGGAGGAGCUGCACAGGGACCUUGAUGUGACACCAUGGAUGGACCCAGGCUCUGCCCAGAGCCCAGAUGUGCACUGGAUGGGUACGGGAGCCCUGCGAUCUGCACAGAUAUGGCCCCCUGCUUCACCUCUCAGGAAUGGCUCUGCCUCGGGGGACCACCUGGAGCCUGUCUGUGAAAUAGGAACACGUGACUUCCUGCCUGGGCAAUCCGAUUCUCCUGCUGUCCAGGUUGUUGCCUUUUCCCAGAGUGAGGGGUGCCCAGAAGACGGGGUAAUGGUAACCACAUCCCUGACAGCCCAGCCCCAGGAGGCUAUGACUUUCAAGGACGUGGAGGUGACCUUCUCCCAGGAUGAGUGGGGAUGGCUGGACUCGGCUCAGAGGAACCUGUACAGGGAUGUGAUGCUGGAGAAUUAUAGGAACAUGGUUUCUCUGGUGGGGCCAUUCACCAAACCUGCUCUGAUCUCCUGGUUGGAAGCAAGGGAGCCGUGGGGCCUGAAUGUCCAAGCAGCUCAGCCUAAGGGGAAUCCAGGUGCUGGCCUUCCAGGUAAGCUCCAGAUUAAAACAAACAAAUUCUUCUUAAAUCCGGAACCUUUGGAAGAAGCAGAAACCCCAGCUGUGCCAUCAGAAUGUUUUGCAACAAGUGUUUCUCAGGGAACAGGGCUCAGCAGAUCUUUUGAACCAAAGAGCAGGUUCAAAGAUCAAUGUGAAAACCCUAUACAAGUGAGAGUUAAGAAAGAAGAGACCAACUUCAGUCACAGGACAGGAAAAGAUUCUGAAGUAUCAGGAAGAAGUAAUAGCCUUGACCUAAAACAUGUUACAUAUUUGAGAGUCUCUGGGAGAAAGCUAUCCCUUAAACAUGGCUAUGGCAGACACUUCAGCAUAAUGAGUUCACACCACUUUGACUACAUAAGAUAUGGGAAGGGGCUCAGAUACUUGAUUGGGGGCUUUAACCUACUUCAGAGAAUUCAUACGGGACUGAAAGGGAACAAAAAGGAUGUGUGUGGAAAAGACUUCAGCCUUAGCUCUCAUCAUCAACAUGGGCAGAGCCUUCCCACAGUGGCGGCGUCAUAUAAGUGCAGUGACUGUGGGAGGAUUUUUAGUCGUAGCUCCCAUCUUGCAUGUCAUCAGAAACUUCAUACUCAAGAGAAAGCAUUUAAAUGUAGGGUGUGUGGGAAAGCCUUCAGGUGGAGCUCCAACUGUGUGCGACAUGAGAAAAUUCACACUGGGGUGAAACCUUAUAAGUGCAGCCUAUGUGAGAAAGCUUUCCGACGUAUGUCAGCCUACCGUCUGCACCAAGAAACCCAUGCUAAGCAGAAAUUUCCUGAAUCAAAUCAGUAUGGGGAAGUGCUCACCUGCAGUUCAGGGUUUGAUCAUUUGAGAGACCAAAGUAAGGAGAAGCUCUUUGACUGCAGCCAGUGCAGGAAAUCUUUCCACUGUAAAGCCUAUGUUCUUGAACAUCAGAGGAUUCACACCCAGGAGAAACCCUAUAAAUGUACCAAAUGUAGGAAAACCUUUAGGUGGAGGUCAAAUUUUACUCGUCAUAUGAGGUCGCACCAGGAGGAAAAAUUUCACAAACAAGAUAAGUGUCAAGAAGAAUUCAGGCAGAGUCCUAACUGCAGUCAGCCCCAGGAUGCCCCCACUGUGGAGCAAACUUUUUUGUGUCAGCACUGUGGCAAAACUUUUACUCGAAAGAAAACCCUCAUUGAUCAUCAGAGAAUGCAUACAGAUAAGAAACCACACCGUUGUGGCGAAUGUGGCAAAGAGUUUAUCUAUAAGUCAGCCUUUAUUGUUCAUAAGAAGAAGCAUGCCAUGAAAAGAAAACCUGAGGGUGAGCCAUCUUUUAAGCAGGACAAAGUGUUCCCAGUUCGUCAGAGCAGUCACACGAAAGAGGAGCUCUACAAAUGUAGCCAGUGUGACAGAGCCUUCCGUAAUCACUCAUUCCUCCUCCUGCAUCAGAGAAUUCACACUGGAGAGAAGCCGUAUAAGUGCAGGGAGUGUGGGAAAGCCUUCAGAUGGAGUUCCAAUCUCUACCGACAUCAGAGGCUUCACUCUUUUCAACAACAGUAUGAGUGUCAUGAAAUUGAAAAGCCUCCAAAUCUGGAGCCGAAAAUCCUCACUGAUGAGAAACCUUUUUGGUGUCAAGAAUGUGGAAAAACCUUUACACGUAAGAGAACUCUUUUAGAUCAUAAGGGAAUACACAGUGGAGAGAAGCGCUAUAAAUGUAAUCUGUGUGGAAAAUCUUAUGAUAGAAAUCAUCGCCUUGUUAAUCAUCAGAGAAUCCACACUAAAGAGAGAACUUUUAAAUGUCAGUGGUGUGAGAAAGACUUUGUUGGGAGACAAACCCUUUGUAAUCAUCAGAGAAAACACACCAGAGUGGCAAAGUCUGAAUGUAGCCUGCCUGGGUUGCUGUCCUGUCAGAACACAGAGUUGAGUUUACAGGAAUUAAAACCAACUGAAGAGAAGCCUGUUGAAGAUUGUGAAAAAGCUUGUGACCGGAGCUCUAGGCUCACUGAACUCCAGAACAUACCCACUGGGAGGAAGUGCCACAAAUGUAGCAUUUGUGGAAAAGCUUUUGGCAAGAGUUCCCAACUCAUUAGCCACAAGAGAUUUCAUACGCGAGAAAGGCCCUUCAAAUGCAGCAAGUGUGGGAAGACCUUCAGGUGGUCCUCAAACUUGGCUCGGCACAUGAAAAGCCAUAUUAGAGAUUAGCCUGGGACCUGACAAUGACAAUGGGGUAAAUGAUUCCUAGCGACACUGCUAGAGAAUGCUUAAUUGUAGGCACCGUGAGGAAAACCUCUAUAAAGGGCCUAGCCCUUUCUAUUUUGGAAACUAGUGACGGAAUCCUGAGGAUUUAAAAGCUCAGGGAGUGCCCAGCCUACCUGAUGGAAAGCGAUACUGGGGGAAAAACAGCAACAUGUUCUUUGGAGCCCUUCUGAAAACCUGGGCCAGUAGGAGUGGCCUUUGCACAGUAGCCUGGGGCACUUCCAGCGAGGUCUCCUACCACACCUCUAAAGAGAGAAACCAUUGCCCUUUGUGGUUGGACAAAAUGUCUGUGGCAUCGUGAGCUGUGGCUGCUGGGAAGGGGCCAGUUGGAUCCUAAUUUUCUCUUUGAGCUUGGCCUGUGAUGGAGCCUAUUCUGUUGACUUUAAAAGUAGCAGCAGUAUUAUCAAGAACUGGUCUUCCCGUUUGCCCCCUGUGGAGUUCUGGCUGGGGCUUCAACCUUCAUAGCUGGCUUUCAUGUCUGCGAGGGGGUUAGAGUUGUCUUCAUGGCAGGUGGAGAACAGAGUGCUGGGCUCUAUCGCUUGGAGCAUGGAGCUCUACUGGUACCCUAUGGCCAUCUCCACCCCACAGGUAUGCACAGGCAGCAGCCGUCCAUCUGUUCAGCAGAAAUGUGCUAAGCACUUCAUGUGUGCCAGAGAACUGACAGUGACCGGAACAGACAAAAACCUUGCCAUCUUGGAUUUUUACAGAUGAUAAACCAAUGGGAUAUAUAGUAUGCUGGAUGCUACUAUGUGUUGUGGACAAAGGAGAGCAGAAGAGACUGGGAGGUGGGUUGUGAUUUUAAAGAGAUUGAUGAAGGAGGGCCUCAACUGAGAAGGUAAAAUUCGAGCAAAGACCUGAAGGAGGUCAGGGAGUGAGCCAUGUAGAUCUUUAAGGAGAGUCACAGGCAGAGGAGGUGGGGUCUUGUUUGGUGUCCUCAGGGAAUAGCAAGGAGGCCCCUGGGAUAGAGUGGAGUGAGCCAACUGGCAGAGGUGGAGAGAGGGUCAGGCUGUGUGAGCAUGGGAGGUCAUCACUGGGGCUUGAGCUGCUUCAGAGGGAGGUAGGGAGCUUCUGGACAGUUUCAAGUAGACAAAUGAUAUGGCCCAAAUCUGAAUUAUAUUUUACAAGAGUUAAACACAGACCCAAGGACAGUAAAAUAGUAUGGCUGAUUUUUGCAUAGUUAUCUUUGCUGCCAGUUUCCAUGAAUGCGACCCUCCCCUGUACCCCAUUCUGAAUUUCCUGUAAGGUCUUCCGCCCUCAGCAGAUGUAAACACUUACCAUCACUGUGUUUACAUCUCUCGCCUCUGCACACUGCAGGCAGCCUCUCACCUUCAUAUAGCCCUCUCCGUGUGUGGGGAACCGGCAUGAGGUUCAACCCAAAGGUGCCAGUGCCUGGUGGUGGUGGUGGGGGACCCCCCUCAGGUCAUGGGACCCUGGAGUCAUUAGGUCUGAGUUCUAGGCUCGGUGUGCCUUGGACUGGCAGGAUGAUCUAGGGCAAGUCACUGGACGUCUGCAUCAGUUUCCUUGGGUGUGAACUUAGAGUACCUGGCUGUGUUGCCUGACUCCUGGGCUUGGUGAAAGAGGGCUUGGUUUACUAAGACUCUGGGUUAGAUGGUUGACCUCUAGGUCCAGGGCCCUCACAGAGGCCAGUUGGUGCUACAACCACGGAAACCCUUUUCUGUCCACAUUUUCAUCCCCAUAUUCCCCGUGCCACCUGGCACCUUGUAAAGUUCCUGCCCCAAUAGGGAUUUUUUUUCCCCCCUGACCAUAUCCUACAUGAAGUAGGAGAGUUAUUUACUGCCAUUUUUAUAGAAUGAGAUAUACUUAUUUUAAACAUUCCAACCAAAUUUUAAAAUAUAUAAAGAAUGAAAUAAAAAAUAGAAAUCCUUCUAUACCGAAGCCGUUAAUAUUUUGAGAUUAUAGUGAUGCAGUCUGUUUAAUAACCUGAGUUUUCAAAUCUUAGUUCUAUAAGUAAUAGGUGAUUAUCAUAGAAAUAUUAGUAAAUACAGAUUAGGUAAAAGGAAGAAAAGGUCAAAGUCUGACUGCUCGUGCUAACUGCUAAACAUUUUGGUGUAAUCAGUAUUAGAUUUGACUUCAUUGCAUGCACCUCCCUGGACACCCCUGGACUGUCCUGCCUCCCUUCACCUGGAGUGCCACACUUCUGUCUCUGCUGCUACGGGUCAUCUGUCUUCAAGGCUUGACCUUGUCUGGCCCUCAUCCCUCUAAGCCCCUUUUCCCCUGGCCCCACCUCUCCUGUUGCCUGUAUCUGGCUGUUAGGUGUUGUCUGGGCUUCUCGUUAUGCCCAUCACUGCAGCCAGACCAAGUGCUCUGGAGGCCAGGGUUGGGUGCUUAUUUAUCUGUUUGCCAUGCAGAGGAGAUUUUGCACAAAAUUACUUGUUAUGGAAUCUAGAACCAAAUUUAAUUCAGCUAAGUCAGGGUUGGGGUUUUUUAAAGUGGCACUUGAGUAAAAUGUUGCCUGGAAGCCACCCCACAAGCACACACCUUCUGGUUCAGGACCCGGCGGUAGACGGUUCUGUGUGGCUCCGGUUGACGGUUUCUGAUGGCCCCAGGCACCAGUUCUCAUCUUGUAAUCCAGCCUGGCCUGGAGAACAUGCAGGCUUCUUCCUGCCCUGCCCGCCCACCUUCACGCCCUUGGAGGAACUCAAGUUGGGGUUGGAGAGCCCCAGAUGGGCUGGGACAAUCAGAUGGUGGAGUAGGUAUCAGAAGGUCUUUCUGUCACCUGUUCAGCGUGGUCAGCCCCGCCCUUGCUGACAGAUACUGUCCGAGCAGACAGAGGCAUGUACAGAGAAGAAGGCGUGGGAGAUGCAAAGCAGUGCAGACCAUCUCACACUCAGCAAGUUGGCAAAUAUUUGAAAGCCCAAGUGUGGGUAAGUAUGUGAAACAACAGGAAUUCACACUGCUUUGGGGGUGGAAAUUGUGACAAAUACCGUGCCAAGCAAUUUGCAAAAUCUUGUAAAGUUGUGUGUUGUGUACUUUACUACCCAGCAGCUCCACUCCUAGAUAUGUCCUAAAGGAGCUGCAUGUGAACAAAGAAAUGAGUUUAAGACUGUUCAUUGCAGUAUUGUCUUGGUAGCAAGACUGGGAAAAGCCUGCAUUUUAUCAACAGAAGAACAGAUAAAUAAAUGGGUGGUUUUGGG